This is a messenger RNA of Trichomonas vaginalis G3, 1125 nucleotides long. RefSeq names its product ganglioside GM2 binding. Bases 1 to 1125 code for a protein of 374 amino acids. NCBI's taxonomy places the organism in Eukaryota, Parabasalia, Trichomonadida, Trichomonadidae. The transcript has a single exon. Gene Ontology annotation, biological process: sphingolipid metabolic process. Gene Ontology annotation, cellular component: lysosome. The record is from RefSeq and is a predicted model, not a curated record.
AUGUUUGCUUUGCUUUUUGCUGCAAGUGUCUCCAGAAUGGCUCGCCGCCCGGCCAUCAUUCAGGAAUCAAUGUCAAAUGGAUUCUCAUGUGAUAUUUGCACAAUUCUUGUCGACAAGAUUGAGGAUUUACUUAAAGAUCAAAAGACCGAGCAAGAAAUAGCAGAUGAGCUUUCUCAGUACUGCUCUAUAUUAGGUACGAAAUACCAGUCAAACUGUGUGAAACUCGUUCAGCAAUACUUACCACUUAUAAUGAUUUACUUGGAGAAAGGUAUAGAGCAUGCACAAAUAUGUACUAAACUUGGAUAUUGUGACUCCAUGAUCCAGGCCCGCAAUGUACAAGUCACCGCAUGCGACAUGUGCACAAAAGUUGUUGGAACAAUUGAAGAACUUCUUAAGAAUAGUUAUGCUGAAGCCGAGAUUGCUGCAUACAUUGCACAACUUUGCGAUACAAUCCCAUUCCCAGUUUCUACCCUCUGCCAGGUCAUUGUUGAAAAGUACAUUCCAAUCAUCAUCAAAUGGCUCGAAUCCGGAAUGGAGCAUGCCGAUAUUUGCACCAAGCUUGGCUUCUGUUCAACACAAGGAGUUACUGUUGUUAAUGGAGGCGGCUGCGACAUGUGCACAAAAGUUGUUGGAACAAUUGAAGAACUUCUUAAGAAUAGUUAUGCUGAAGCCGAGAUUGCUGCAUACAUUGCACAACUUUGCGAUACAAUCCCAUUCCCAGUUUCUACCCUCUGCCAGGUCAUUGUUGAAAAGUACAUUCCAAUCAUCAUCAAAUGGCUCGAAUCCGGAAUGGAGCAUGCCGAUAUUUGCACCAAGCUUGGUUUCUGUUCAAAAUCUAUUGUUGCCAAACCAGAUAACGGUCUUACUUGCGAUGUUUGCAAGAAGAUUAUUGCUCAAGUCAAAAGGUGUCUUGAUGACCAAAAGGUCGAAAGUGAAAUAAGAGAAUACUUAGACUCUCUUUGUGAAACACUCCCAGUCCCAUACAGUACACUUUGUAAGAGUGUUGUUGAUGAUCACCUUGUCGAAAUAAUAAAGUGCAUUGAAGCAGGAAUGGACCAUCUUCAAAUUUGUGCCAAGCUCGGAUAUUGUGCAACAAAAUCUAAAGCAAGACGCCCAACAAUAUGA